GCUCUCAGGUGCGGGUUAGCGCUCUCGGGCAAAACAUAAACGCCCUUCUCCUGCAUCGAAGAAUUACAAACACCGCGUUCAGCGAUACAAAUUUGCCGCCAUUGGCAUAAACGUUCCGAUUGGUCUAUACGUGCAUCCGGCGAAAACGAACCUUGCUCUCUGGCUCCAGUCUCCACUGACUCUCUUUUCUCUUUUGACGUCCUUUUAUUGGCUUAUGGCUUCACAGUCCACAUCCAGUUGGACAAGUGACAAUAACCUCAAAUCGUGCUCAAAUCUCACCUCUCACAUACUGUUCAUGUGAAACAUAUUAUUUACUUUCCAAAAAGUAUUGUUGAUGAGCAAUAUAUUGAAAAGUGUUUUCAAAAAUGACCAACGAAUCUAUGCCACUCACUGAGGACGACCUAUUCUGUGAUGUGGAAGAAACCUGCCAUAAAGUUCAUGAUUUGAAAAUAGAUGUUGAACAGGAAGGUGCUCAAGACAAUGAAAAUAAUUCAGACCAGGAUGAUGAUCAUGAUAAUUUGAAUUGGUCUUACGAUGAAGAUGAUGAUUUCACUCUGGAUGGAAGUAAUACUAGAUCUCACUCCAAUCAUCAAAGCAAUGCAAAUAGAGUGAGCUCUUUUCAAACAAAUGAUAAUUUAUUCAGAAAAUAUACCAACAAAAUAAGUAUCCAUCAGUAUGAUGUAUCUGAUCUUCCUAAAAACACAACGAAUCUACUGACUGAAAAUCAGAAACGCUUGGAGAAUGAAAGAUUCAGAACAAAAGAUAAACAUGACAGGGCAACUGCAGAACAAGUUAUGGAUCCUAGAACUAGGAUGAUACUUUUCAAGCUCUUGAAUAGGAACAUCAUAACUGAGAUAAAUGGUUGCAUAUCCACAGGAAAAGAAGCAAAUGUUUAUCAUGCCUCAUCAAAAAGUGGCCAGGAUUAUGCUAUUAAAAUCUUCAAAACAUCUAUUUUAGUAUUCAAAGAUAGGGACAAAUAUGUAACUGGUGAAUUUAGAUUUAGACAUGGAUAUUGUAAGCAUAAUCCUAGAAAAAUGGUUCGUACUUGGGCUGAAAAGGAGAUGAGAAAUCUAGUGAGGAUGCACUCUAAUGGUAUCAAUGUUCCUGAACCAAUUUUAUUAAGAUCACAUGUGCUUGUUAUGACAUUUAUUGGAAAAGAUGGUUGGCCAGCUCCUAAAUUGAAAGAUGUUGAAUUGAGCCAGUCAAAAGCUAGAGAAAUAUACAGAGAAAUUGUUAUACUAAUGUGGAAACUGUACAACAAAUGUAAAUUAGUCCAUGCUGAUCUCUCUGAGUUUAAUAUGCUAUAUCAAAAUGGCCAAAUUGUCAUAAUAGAUGUUUCUCAAUCUGUUGAACAUGAUCAUCCACAUGCACUUGAAUUUUUGAGGAAAGAUUGUACAAACAUAACUGAUUAUUUCAAAAAGGAUGUUGCUACUAUGGGAAUCAAAGAGUUGUUUGAUUUUAUCACUGAUCCAUCUAUUAAUGAAGGAAAUAUGGAGGAGUGCUUGGAUAUACUGGCACAACAAUCUGCUGACAGAACUGAGAGAUCUUCCCAUGAUCAGGUAGAUGAGGAAGUUUUUAAACAAGCAUACAUUCCAAAACGGUUAACGGAAGUUAUAGAUUUUGAGAGGGAUAUAAACCAAGCAAAAGCAGGCAUUGCUGAUAAUCUAGUGUACAAAACCUUGGUGGGCUUGAAGUCCGAUUUAAGUGGGACAGUUCAACGCCCUGAAAUGUUGAAAUGUGACAAAUCAGAAGAGGAAUCUGAUGAUGGAAGCAGCAGUUGUGGAGAAACAUCAGAGGAGGAGGAAGAGGAUGCUGCAGAAGGUAGCAAAUUUGUUGAUUCUUCUCGACCAAAACAUGAAUCUCUAGAUGAGAAAAAAGCUAGGAAAAAAACCAUCAAGGAAGCACAAGCUGAGAAGAGAAAAACAAAAGUCAAAAAGCAUAUUAAGAAGAGAAAAGAGAGGAUGACAAAAAAGUAAAAAAAUGAUGAGAAAUUGUAUAUCUUUCAUUACUUUAUUGUGCUUUUGUUACCUAUGAAUUCAAAAGAGUAAUAUAUGUUUUCCC
Phaedon cochleariae (mustard beetle) is the source of this 2061-nucleotide messenger RNA. NCBI's taxonomy places the organism in Eukaryota, Metazoa, Arthropoda, Insecta, Coleoptera, Chrysomelidae. The record is from the annotation of a GenBank genome assembly.